GGGUGUUCCAGCACAUGGGAAAGGGCGAGUGUCACUUCAUCAACGGCACCGAGCGGGUGAGGUACGUGGAGAGGUACAUCUACAACCGGGAGCAGCAACUGCACUUCGACAGCGAUGUUGGGGUCUAUGUGGGGGACACCCCGUUUGGGGAAAUCCAGACCAGGUACUGGAACAGCGACCCGGCAAAGCUGGAGUACAAACGGUCUGCGGUGGACAGAUGCCGGCACAACUACGAGGUGUACGGCCCGUUCAGCGUGGAGAGGAGAGUGCCCCCCCGCGUCUCCACGC
Molecule: messenger RNA, 288 nt
Organism: Neopelma chrysocephalum (saffron-crested tyrant-manakin)
Lineage: Eukaryota; Metazoa; Chordata; Aves; Passeriformes; Pipridae
Product: H-2 class II histocompatibility antigen, I-E beta chain-like
Exons: 2
Biological process (GO): immune response; antigen processing and presentation
Cellular component (GO): MHC class II protein complex; membrane
Source: RefSeq, a predicted model, not a curated record